UUAAACUUAUUAAGUAAGCUAGUUUGAGUCAAACAACGCCUUGAGUUAAAAAUUGUCAACCCCUUGCCGUCCAUUAAUCUGUUAAAUACCUAAAUCCCAUCACCGUAUCUUGAGAUCCCAAUUGAAUUUGACGAAACCGAAAACGAUCAAAAUGGACGCCAUCGACACCGUCUUCGAUCCACUGAGAGAUUUCGCCAAGGACAGCGUACGCCUCGUCAAGCGCUGUCACAAGCCCGAUCGCAAAGAGUUCACCAAGGUUGCCUUCCGUACGGCGAUAGGAUUCGUGGUUAUGGGAUUCGUUGGUUUCUUCGUGAAAUUGAUCUUUAUUCCUAUCAAUAAUAUCAUUGUUGGAUCUAGUUAGAUCACAUUGAUGGCUAGCAUGGUUAGUAAUGGUGGUUCAUUAGUUUUGAUUACAAUGUCCAGACUCCAGAGACCAAUUACAUUGUAGUGGAAAGGAAUAUUGUUACUUUUGAUGUAGCUUUUUCAUUAUUUGUAUGAGACUUUAAGAUAAAGGAUAUCGUUUGAAAUUUCUCGUA
Molecule: messenger RNA, 536 nt
Organism: Hevea brasiliensis (rubber tree)
Lineage: Eukaryota; Viridiplantae; Streptophyta; Magnoliopsida; Malpighiales; Euphorbiaceae
Product: protein transport protein Sec61 subunit gamma-1
Exons: 3
Coding region: 152-361 (69 amino acids)
Biological process (GO): protein targeting; post-translational protein targeting to membrane, translocation
Cellular component (GO): Ssh1 translocon complex; membrane
Molecular function (GO): transmembrane protein transporter activity
Source: RefSeq, a predicted model, not a curated record